UGCAAGUAAAGUAUGGUAUACAGCACUAUACACACAGACCCUUUACUCCCUCCCCUUUGUCCGCUACGUGCACGUUCCACACACGCGCAGAUCAUAAAUCAGCUACUGCAAUUAUGAAUCAACGACCCAGAUCAAAAUCACCCACCUCUUCAUUCUUCACUCGUUCUUCCCCGUAUGUAAAAACCCUAACUAUAUUCAAGAUGGGUCGAAAAGCCUUUUUGAAGCCAACCCUGUUGUUCACUAUCUUGUUUCUGCUAGCCCUUUUCGCCUUUUUGAGUAUCAACACUUCGAGGUAUGAUUCUGAACCGACCCAUUUUGAAAUUCAAGAAAAAGGGUUGAAAAUUGAUGGGGGGUUGGGUGUGAAAAAGGUUAGGGUUUAUAUGUAUGAUUUGCCUAGGAGGUUUACUUAUGGGGUUAUUGAGAGCUAUGCAAAGGCUAGGAAUGGAGAUUUGUUGAAGCUGAAGUACCCUGGGAAUCAGCAUCCUGCUGAGUGGUAUAUUUUUGAUGAUUUGAACCGGGUCGGGUCGGAGAGGGUCGGGUCUCCGGUGGUCCGGGUCAUGGAUCCGGAUGAGGCUGAUUUGUUCUAUGUGCCCUUCUUUUCGUCUUUGAGUUUGGUGGUGAAUCCAAUUAGGCCAGCUGGGACGGUGGGGCCCAGUGUGGUGUAUAGUGAUGAGGUGAUGCAGGAAGGGUUGGUUGAGUGGUUGGAGGAUCAGGUAUAUUGGAAGAGGAAUAAUGGGUGGGAUCAUGUUUUUAUUUGUCAGGAUCCUAAUGCUUUGUUUAAGGUGGUUGAUAGAGUGAAGAAUGGGGUGUUGUUGGUUUCGGAUUUCGGGAGGUUGGGCCGUGAUCAGGCUUCGUUGGUUAAGGAUGUGAUUUUGCCUUAUUCGCAUCGGAUUAAUACGUUUAAGGGUGAUGUUGGUGUUGAGAAUCGAAAAUCUUUGUUGUUCUUUAUGGGCAAUCGUUAUCGGAAGGAGGGAGGAAAAAUUCGAGACAUGCUUUUUAAAUUACUUGAAAAUGAAAGAGAUAUUGUUAUAAAACAUGGUGCACAAUCAAGAGAGAGUCGGCGUAUGGCUACACAAGGCAUGCAUACUUCAAGAUUCUGUUUACAUCCGGCUGGUGAUACUCCAUCGGCAUGUCGACUCUUUGAUGCUAUUGUGAGCUUGUGUGUUCCAGUUAUAAUUAGUGACUAUAUUGAGUUACCUUUUGAAGAUGUCAUAGACUACAGGAAGAUUGCUGUCUUUGUGGAUACAAAAUCUGCUGUAGAGCCAGGUUACUUGCUGAAGUUGCUCCGGAGUAUUAAUGCUGGGAGAAUUUUGAAGUACCAAGAAGAGAUGAAAAAGGUGAAACAUUACUUUGAGUACGAGGAUCCAGAUGGAACCGUCAACGAGAUCUGGCGCCAAGUCUCCUCGAAACUCCCUCUGAUUAAACUGAUGAUCAAUCGUGACAAAAGGCUUGUAAAGAGGGAGUUGACUGAACCAGACUGCGCAUGUAUGUGCUCGAACCAGACAGGAAUCCAUACCACGUAAUGAUGCUCCUGAUAUAAGAAUAUUCCACAUUGCUCACAGACUAUCAGUGAAUUUUUUUAAUAUAUCUGGUUGAGAGGGGUGUUCGUCGGAAUCUUUCUUAAUUACUCAAAUCAGAUGGGGUUGAUGAUUAAAUCCUGUUAUUCGCACUUAUUCUUUGGGUACUUGCUGAUGCCCGACAGAGAGCAACUAAUUAGUACACUCUACAGAGGUCUUUUUUGAAAUUACAUCCAUUGUUGUUAUGUAGUUCAUGCUCCACCUGGAGAUGUUUAUCUCAUAUCUGUAACCAAUGUAGUUAAAAGUUUGCAUUUAUUUUUGUAACUAUUACUCAGUUGUACAUGGAAAUAGAAAGUGAAAAAUAAUCCUCUUCUACGGCC
Daucus carota subsp. sativus is the source of this 1897-nucleotide messenger RNA. RefSeq names its product probable arabinosyltransferase ARAD1. Lineage: Eukaryota; Viridiplantae; Streptophyta; Magnoliopsida; Apiales; Apiaceae. The transcript has 3 exons. Gene Ontology annotation, molecular function: glycosyltransferase activity. Bases 114 to 1523 code for a protein of 469 amino acids. The record is from RefSeq and is a predicted model, not a curated record.